AUUUCUAAAAUUUUAACCAAAGAUUAGUGUAAACAACUAAACAUUAUACAAGAUUAUAAGUUUCAUAAAAAUACAAUAAAAUUAUUUUUGUAGGCGUACUUUAUUUGCCUGCCCAAGCUGACCAAUUUACUUAUCUCUCUUACAAAACCUGCCCAAUCUGCCCGUUGCUGACCACUUUCACUCUCUCUCUCUCUCUCUCUGAAGAUGCCCUUUCGUAGCUCUCUAGCUCUCACGCACGCAAAAAACCUCCCUUUUGACUAAAACUUUCUCCAAUUUGUUUUCUUUUGUUCUUCCUUCACUUAUCUCUCUUCUUUGUCCCCAAUUAAGGAGCUCAAAUUCACUUCUACUGAACUGGGUUCUAAUCGUUUUCUUUGGAUCUUUUGCUUAUGUUUGAUUUUGAGUCAAAAAGGAUCAAACUUUAUAUUAAGAGAGAAUUGGGUUUCUUUGAUCAUUGAUUUCAAUUUCUGGGUUUUAUCAAAGUUUUGUUUUUUUUACAUAAAUAUGUGAUCAAAGAGAGUGAUCUAUUUCCCUUGACUUUUUUUCUGUUUUGAAUCCUUUGUGAUUUGUUUUGAAAUUAGGGUUUAUGGUUAGAUAAUGGGUACAAACUUAGAAUCUUUUAAGGUGGUGGAGAAAUUAGGUGUUGAGAAAGGUGAAAAAGGGAAGAUGUUGAGUAAAAAGAAGAAUGUUAAAAAAGAUGGAGAUGAGAGUGAAAGUGGGUUUUGGUUUAGAUUCAAGUUUAUCUUUAGUUGUAUCUCUUCUAGAUCAAAAGUUGAUAGUUCCAUGAAUGCUACUACAGUUAUUGCAGAACCUAAGAAAGUUAUUGAGAAGCUUGAAGGUCAGCCAGCGCCGAUUAAAGAUACUGGUUGUGCGGAGAGCGGCUCCUCGACACCUUUAAUGAGCGGGGAAUUGAAGUAUUCUUCUAAGCUACGGAUUUUCAUGUUUAACGACCUUAAGUUAGCCACUAGGAAUUUCAGACCAGAGUCUCUUCUCGGUGAGGGUGGGUUUGGAUGUGUUUUUAAAGGAUGGAUAGAGGAGAAUGGAACUGCACCUGUUAAGCCUGGUACUGGUCUAACUGUAGCUGUCAAAACACUGAAUCCAGAUGGCCUUCAAGGUCACAAGGAGUGGCUGGCUGAGAUUAACUUCCUUGGAAACCUUGUUCACCCAAGUCUUGUUAAAUUGGUGGGCUAUUGCAUGGAAGAAGACCAACGGCUGCUUGUUUAUGAGUUUAUGCCACGAGGGAGUUUGGAGAACCAUCUUUUCAGAAGGACUUUACCUCUCCCUUGGUCUGUCAGAAUGAAAAUUGCACUUGGUGCAGCUAAAGGUCUCGCCUUUCUUCACGAAGAAGCUGAGAAGCCAGUCAUAUAUCGAGAUUUCAAAACAUCUAAUAUAUUACUGGAUGCGGAAUAUAAUUCAAAGCUCUCUGAUUUUGGGCUUGCGAAGGAUGCUCCAGACGAGAAAAAAUCCCAUGUAUCAACCCGAGUCAUGGGAACUUAUGGUUAUGCUGCCCCUGAAUAUGUAAUGACUGGACAUCUUACAACGAAGAGCGAUGUAUACAGCUUUGGAGUAGUAUUACUUGAAAUAUUAACCGGACGAAGAUCUGUGGAUAAAAGUCGGCCGAACGUGGAACAAAACUUGGUCGAAUGGGUGAGACCUCAUCUCUUAGACAAGAAAAGGUUAUGCCGGCUAUUAGAUCCUCGGUUAGAGGGUCACUACUCGAUCAAGGGUGCUCAGAAAGCCACACAAGUAGCGGCACAAUGCCUUAACCGAGACUCUAAAGCUAGACCGAAGAUGAGUGAAGUUGUGGAAGCCUUAAAGCCGUUACCAAAUCUUAAAGACUUUGCUAGCUCUUCUUCUUCUUUCCAAACAAUGCAGCCUGUUGCUAAGAACGGAGUCAGAACACAAGGAGGAGGGUUUGUAUCGAGAAAUGGACCGCCAAUGAGGAGUUUGUCUAGCUUAAACCUGCCUCAAGCAUCCCCUUAUCGUUAUGCCCGUCAAUCACCAAAGCCUAAAGGAAAAGAGCCAUGACUCAAAUAGAUAUUAAUUAGUUCUUCAUGUCUGACCGAGGUUUUGCUGAUUGCAGCCGGAUGUUCAACUUCCUGUUUCAUCGAUUCUUUCCGAUUCAAGAGCAAGUUGCAGCUUUUUAUCCUGAUCAAAGAAAUGGUCUGUGGAGACUGAAGCUUGACAAGUUUGGAAUGUUUCGGAUCCUGGUUUGUGUUCUUUGAGUUGAUGAAACUCGAAAAAAUAUCUUUGGUCCUCAAAGGUCUAAAGAUUUUGAUAUAUGAUUUUAAUGUGUAGAAAAUGUAAAGUUUGAGAGUGUAAAGUUUCUAUAAAUGAUAUAAACAUGUUGUCUGUAAAAAAACUUAUGUAAACCCUGUAAUAUAUGUUCUGAUAUGCAUUGAGUUUCAUCUUUAA
Arabidopsis lyrata subsp. lyrata is the source of this 2412-nucleotide messenger RNA. RefSeq names its product probable serine/threonine-protein kinase PIX7. The transcript has 6 exons. Gene Ontology annotation, molecular function: protein kinase activity; ATP binding. NCBI's taxonomy places the organism in Eukaryota, Viridiplantae, Streptophyta, Magnoliopsida, Brassicales, Brassicaceae. Gene Ontology annotation, biological process: protein phosphorylation. The record is from RefSeq and is a predicted model, not a curated record. The coding region runs from base 595 to 2025 and encodes 476 amino acids.